UAAUAUAGCCAUUGAAAAGAUAAGAAGGCCUCUUCGACAUUCGCUGCGGGAGAGUUGUUCGUGCAACAUCAUCAGUGGUAGCCAUGUCGUCCUCGAACGCAUUUGCCGUUACAGAUCCGGCCUUUAGGUCUAUCAAGUCCGAUCACACGGGCUUUUUCAUCUGGAGAAUCGAGCAACUGGAGGUGGUCCCAGUUCCUCGAGACAGUUAUGGAACGUUUUUCAGUGGGGACUCUUACAUUGUGUACACGGCCUUUGAACGAGGGCAAGCUGUUGGCGCAGGAACGAAAGUCAAGUUGUCUCAAGGCUCUAAACUCGAGAAGCACAUUCAUUUCUGGCUUGGGGCUGAGUCCACCCAAGAUGAAGCUACUGUGGCGGCCUUCAAGUCUGUCGAAUUGGACGACCUUCUUGAUGGAACACCCAUUCAACAUCGGGAAGUCCAGGGCCAUGAAUCCGGACGAUUUUUGUCCUACUUCAGAGAAGGAGUCAGGAUCCUUCAAGGGGGAGUGGCCACUGGUCUGAGUCAUGUCGUGGAGGAUACCACGCCCAAAUUGUUUGCUGUCAAAGGCAAGCGGCAGGUUGUGGUUACACAAAAGCCCAAAGUGGAAUGGUCAGAGAUGAACACCGGUGAUUGCUUCUUAUUGAACAUCGAUUCCACCUUCUUCAUUUGGAUGGGACGAGCCUCCAAUCGAUUGGAACGACUUCAAGCCUCGAAGUUGGCACACAAGCUGAAAGAGGAGAAGGGUCAAGGCGAGAUUGUUAUCCUUCAUGACGGGGAUGAGAACAAGUUGGAGAGGGACGAGAAGAGCCUUUUCGAGUCGGUGUUGCCCUUGGAGAAGAAAAAUGAGUUGAAAGACACCUCAGGCGAGGAUUCAGACGACAAGGAGGAACUUCGCCUUCGAACCGAGCUCAAAUUGUACGAAUGCUCUGAUGAUGGGGGCACAUUGAAGAUCACCGAGAUUAAAUCAGGACCCCUGUUGCAAAGUGACUUGAACAGGAACAACACGUUCAUUGUGGACAAUGGCAAUGCUGGAGUUUGGGUGUGGAUUGGCAAGCACGCCAGUAAAACGGAGAGGACCGAGGCCAUGAGGAACGCUCAAGGAUUCAUUCAAAAGAAAGGUUACAAGGCCUACACGCCUGUCUCUCGUGUCGUGGAUCAAGGUGAACCCCAGGAAUUCAAGAGCCUUUUCAAAAGUUGGAAGGAAAGGGAUGCCACCACUGGGUUUGGAAGGACCUACUCAGGGACCCGAGGUGUGGCCAAAGUCGUUCAAACCAAAUUUGAUGCCACCACACUUCAUCAAAGGACAGAUGUGGCCUCUGAAACGCGAAUGGUGGAUGAUGGAACAGGCGUGAAGGAGGUGUUCCGAGUCGACAAUUUUGACCUGGUGCACGUUCAAGAUGGCAUGGCCGGCAAGUUCUACUCGGGAGAUUGCUAUGUGAUUCUCUACGCUUAUACCACUGGAUCAAGCGACAGUUAUCUGAUCUAUUUCUGGCUGGGAUCCCACUCGUCCAUUGAUGAGCAAGGCACAGCCGCAUUGAAAGCCGUCGAAUUGGAUGACCGUUUGGGUGGGAAACCCGUGCAGAUCCGAGUGAUCCAAGGCAAGGAACCACCCCAUUUCUUGGCCAUGUUCAAAGGAACCUUCACCAUUCUUGAGGGCGGGAAAUCUUCGGCCUUUGACGAAAACGGCCAAGAUGUGUCAGUGGGCUCUCAAUACUUGCUUCAAGUCCAUGGACGCAGCGCUUUGACCGCCAAGGCCGUGCAAGUGCCCAUGAAGACUGCCUCAUUGAACACGAACGAUUGCUUUAUCUUGGUGGACGGGAAGGAGGCCUUCUUGUGGAUGGGAAAAGGCUCCACUGGCGACGAACGAGAAGUGGCCAAGAUUAUUGCAGGAAAUGUGAAUGCCGAUCCCGACCUGAUUUACGAGGGACAAGAACGGGACACCUUUUGGAACCUCUUGGGCGGCAAAGGCCCUUAUUUGGACGAGCGAGUGCUGAAAGAUGUUGGGGAACACUAUUCUCCCAGGCUGUUCCAUGGCUCCAAUGCCUCCGGCAACUUCAAAUUGGAGGAGAUUUAUAACUUCAGCCAAGUGGAUCUAGUCAUGGAAGAUGUGAUGCUCUUGGAUGUGGGAGACACGAUUUUCAUCUGGUUGGGUAGCGAUUCGAAUCAUACAGAAAGGCAUCUAUGUCUCAAUAGCGCCAAAGAGUAUUUGGAAAGCGACCCUGUCGGUCGAGACAAGGACAUUCCAAUCGUGAUUGUGAAACAAGGCUACGAGCCUCCUCAUUUCAUCGGAUUCUUUGGAGCUUGGGAUUGCAACAUGUUCUCGGACAUUGAGGAACAAUUGAAGCUCCUGGGGGAGCCUCCAGUUUUUAACAGUCCGAACGGAGUUGGAGGAGGGGGAAGCUAUUCGAUGUCUGCUGGAGGGUAUUAUGACUACGAGACUCUGAAAAAUGCAGAGGGUCUCCCCGAUGGCAUGGACAUGACACAGAAAGAGAAAUAUCUUCGGGACGAGGAUUUCGAGAAGGUGUUCCAGAUGUCCCGAGACAAUUUCGAGAACUUGCCCGGAUGGCGGCAAAUAUCGUUAAAAAAGAGCUUGGGGUUGUUUUAAAGAUUGUUCAAUUGUGCACGAAAUAAUUACUUGUGAUUGAGAGGUAA
Tigriopus californicus is the source of this 2650-nucleotide messenger RNA. RefSeq names its product advillin-like. Bases 84 to 2603 code for a protein of 839 amino acids. The transcript is spliced from 12 exons. Gene Ontology annotation, cellular component: actin cytoskeleton; cytoplasm. Gene Ontology annotation, biological process: cytoskeleton organization; actin filament severing; actin polymerization or depolymerization. Gene Ontology annotation, molecular function: phosphatidylinositol-4,5-bisphosphate binding; actin filament binding. NCBI's taxonomy places the organism in Eukaryota, Metazoa, Arthropoda, Copepoda, Harpacticoida, Harpacticidae. The record is from RefSeq and is a predicted model, not a curated record.